GUCACACCGCGAGGAGUGGAACUAAACAAAGGCGAAGUCGCUCGGCGUUCGUGCGCUUCUCGAUUUUCUCAAUGCGACGAGAAAGUUCUACUAAACCCGCUCCGGAUUACUUGGUUCAAGCCCACCCUCCAAAAAAGAUCAUCUAAAAGUCAGCUGUGUUGCCGUCACCUGUUUUGGAAGUAAAACGUUUUGUUUUUGUCUUGCUUUUCAUCGCGCGUCGGUCGCUCCAUUGCGCAACCGAGAAGCAGGCGUCACACCCCGGUUAAGUCCGUCCAGCCUGACCCGGGACGCAACUACUGCUAUGGCCUCGACGACUCGUCCUUAACGGGACUUGUUGUCCAGCUUCGCCAGGGUCUUCUGGAUCCGCUGGUACCCUCCAGUCCAAGAUGAGCGUGGCCGAGCGCCGUUUGAAGAGAUUACUGGACCAGCCCCAGGAUGCGUCACCCAAAUGUAAACGGGUCUGUCGGGACCUUCCUUCGCCGCCUCCUCCCGACACAAGCCCAGUGUUUCCCCUUAGUCCGGCUAUAAGUCCCGCCCCUAAGUCCAGUCAGAGCCAAUCCAAAGUCAGGGUUGGGCCUUACUUCCUGUUUGAGCGCUGCGAAGGCGAGGACACGUACAGAGCGGUGCAUUCCACCACACAGCAGCAGUAUACCUGUCAGGUCUUGCCCCUGGCCAACCACCAGGAGAAGUUAGCGGCUUACGCCCGGCUGAGUCGCCACAGCAACAUCUGCGGCGUCCUGGACACGGUGAUUGGGCAGGACGGCGCCUAUCUGUUCCUGCCUGCCCAUCACGGCGACAUGCACGCACACGUGCGCAGCAGCAAGCGCCUCAGUGAGGACGAAGCGGGGCUCCUGUUUGCGCAGAUGCUGGAGGCUGUGGCGCACUGCCACCGCAACGGUGUGGUGCUGCGGGACGUCAAGCUGCGCCGCUUCGUCUUCACCGACAGAUUCAGGACCCGCGUGGCCCUCCUUGGCCUCAAUGACUGUGUCGUCCUCCAGAGCGGCGAAUCCGACUCCCUGUUGGACCGCCACGGCUGCCCCGCCUACGUGGGCCCCGAGCUACUGGCCAGCGGCAAGGCGGCGUACUCGGGCCGCGCUGCCGACGUGUGGAGCCUGGGCGUGUCCCUCUACACCAUGUUGAUGGGACGCUACCCCUUCCAGGACACCCGGCCCGCCGCCCUCUUUGCCAAGAUCCGGCGCGGCGCCUUCAGCAUCCCCGCCUGGCUUUCGCCGCCGGCCAAGUGCUUGAUUGCAUGCAUGCUUCGCAAGUCUCCCGCCGAACGUUUGCGGGCGUCCGAGCUGCUGAUGCACCCGUGGUUGAGCAGUCGCCAUGUGGCGCCGGUGGCGCCCCACGCCGCCACCACCACGCAGCGGGGCUCGGGCCGAGGGGCGGAGUGGAGGCACAAGGACGACGAAGGUGGCGACCAGGUGGUGCCGACGUGCACCCAAAAGCACUAACAAAACAAUCUCCGACUUGACACUACUCCAGCGUCCUGGAUUACUUGAGCCUCGAGUGCCUUCCGCAACAUCGGCUCAUUUUGAAUCACCUAAAUGCUGUACACAAAAUACUCAUUUGUUGUCUCAAAGUAGGAACAGCUAAGCACUUAAUUUCACAGCCUGAACAAAAUUGAUUUGCCACAAAAUAGCAGCAAAUUUUCACGUCAAUGAAUCGCCGCCACUUAUUUCACUAUACUAGUUACAAAGGUGCCACAAGAUUUCCGCCUUUAUGAAACUCCUGUACUCACUUCAACGUUGUGCCUUGACAACAAGACGGUGGCAGAGUGUCAUUUUUGUCGAAACGGAAUUCCAUAACGCACAUCAACAUUGUUCACCGAAUGGUGGGAAAGCAGAAUUUUUGUCUAAACUUGAAACGUUUCAAUUUACUUCAACAUAACGCUGAUUAUGUAUAAUGUGCACAAUCGAUUUUGUAGUGCUUUUACAAUGCACAGAAAGUAGCUUUCUGAUUUCACAAGGUGGCGCCAAAUCUCAGUUGGCUAUUUGGAAAUGUGCUUUAGCACCAGCUUGUGGCAUCAUUGUACCUUGGAACAAAUUGAUGGGGGAAAGUUUCUUUGUGGCAAAUGCAAAUAAUUAUUAACUUUUGGGGGGAGGGUGUAAAUUACCGAAUUUCUUUCCUGCAAUUUGUGCGACAUUCAAUGUUUGAAAAUGACAACUUGUCAGUGUUUUGCCAGCCCGCCCCACGAGACUGACGUGUUGUUUACGUUCUCUGGAACUACGCCACAUGCUCCCUUGUCUACCUCAGUUCUUGUCAUUUUGCUUCAUUUCUCCAAGAUAGUCCUUUCUCAUCAACUGUUCGCUCCACAUCAUAUCCAGUUGUAACCCCCCCCCCCCAUUUCAUAUGUCCCAUAUUUUGCAGUUUCACAGAUAAUCCACCAAAAAACAGUGAGACCCGUAAUAAAAAGACGUGACAUAAAUAUACAA
Molecule: messenger RNA, 2438 nt
Organism: Syngnathus typhle (broad-nosed pipefish)
Lineage: Eukaryota; Metazoa; Chordata; Actinopteri; Syngnathiformes; Syngnathidae
Product: tribbles homolog 3-like
Exons: 4
Coding region: 387-1457 (356 amino acids)
Biological process (GO): regulation of MAP kinase activity; protein phosphorylation; positive regulation of proteasomal ubiquitin-dependent protein catabolic process
Cellular component (GO): nucleus
Molecular function (GO): ATP binding; mitogen-activated protein kinase kinase binding; protein kinase activity
Source: RefSeq, a predicted model, not a curated record